UCGAAGUUCCAAAUUUCAGCUUCUCCUGAUCAAUAUUAGUCUCCCAGUUGAUAUUUCUCCCGUUCAAUAAACGUUUAAAGUAGCUUUUAACCAAAUUCAAAAUAGUUUUAAUUAGCUUGGCCCCUGUAAAGACCUUUAUAAAAACCUAUUCAAGAUGGAUGCGGAUUUUGAUUUUGCUACACCGCCGCCAGAGGAGCGUAUAAUACGUUCGCAUACUCUGAACGCGGAACAGGAAAAGGAUCUCACUGAGGCGUUUUCAUUGUUUGAUACCGCCAGAGCCGGUGUGAUACCGAUGAAACAGCUGAAGGAUAUCCUAAGGGCUGUGGCACACACUCCGCCCGAACAUGAGUUGCAGGACUAUUAUAAUGAAUACGAUCCCGAAGGUGCCGAUGAGCUAUAUCUGAGCGAUUUUCUGCACAUAAUGUCGAUGCGAUACAAGGAUCAAACGCCCGAGGACGAGGUCAUACUGGCAUUCAAGGUCUUCGACAAGGAUGACAAUGGCUGGAUACACGAGUCAGAGUUCCGCCAUAUAAUGAGCACAAUGGGCGAUUAUAUGAACGAAGAUGAAAUUGAUCAGAUAAUACUAGAUGCCAAUUCGAAUACCGAGGGCAAUAUCGUUUAUAGAGACUUUGUGGCCAUGAUGAGCGAGCGUUAGAGUCGAGCAGGCGGCGCCAAACUAACUAAAA
Molecule: messenger RNA, 686 nt
Organism: Drosophila novamexicana
Lineage: Eukaryota; Metazoa; Arthropoda; Insecta; Diptera; Drosophilidae
Product: calmodulin-beta
Exons: 1
Coding region: 155-655 (166 amino acids)
Cellular component (GO): myosin II complex
Molecular function (GO): calcium ion binding
Source: RefSeq, a predicted model, not a curated record